GUGUGGCAAUCAUUGAUAUGGACAGACUUCAUUCUGAGUAACAAAGUGCAACGAGGAAGAAUUGUGUGAAACAAAAUGCUCUCGGGAGAACUGGACUGGCUGGUCUUACCGUACACGAGGAGGUCGUUGUUUAGAGGUGGUCUACGCUCGUCUCUAAUCCCUGCAGGAGAGACCUCUUGACUGGACCAGGAUAAGGUGCAGGAGAGACCUCUUGACUGGAUCAGGAUAAGGUGCAGGAGAGACCUCUUCACUGGGCCAGGAUAAGGUGCAGGAGAGACCUCUUCACUGGACCAGGAUAAGGUGCAGGAGAGACCUCUUGACUGGACCAGGAUAAGGUGCAGGAGAGACCUCUUGACUGGACCAGGAUAAGGUGCAGGAGAGACCUCUUGACUGGACCAGGAUACGGUGCAGGAGAGACCUCUUGACUGGGCAGGGAUAAGGUGCAGGAGAGACCUCUUGACUGGACCAGGAUACGGUGCAGGAGAGACCUCUUGACUGGGCAGGGAUAAGGUGCAGGAGAGACCUCUUGACUGGACCAGGAUACGGUGCAAGAGAGACCUCUUCACUGGACCAGGAUCAGGUGCAGGAGAGACCUCUUGACUGGACCAGGAUAAGGUGCAGGAGAGACCUCUUGACUGGACCAGGAUAAGGUGCAGGAGAGACCUCUUGACUGGACCAGGAUAAGGUGCAGGAGAGACCUCUUGACUGGACCGGGAUAAGGUGCAGGAGAGACCUCUUCACUGGACCAGGAUAAGGUGCAGGAGAGACCUCUUGACUGGACCAGGAUAAGGUGCAGGAGAGACCUCUUCACUGGACCAGGAUAAGGUGCAGGAGAGACCUCUUGACUGGACCAGGAUAAGGUGCAGGAGAGACCUCUUGACUGGACCAGGAUAAGGUGCAGGAGAGACCUCUUGACUGGACCAGGAUAAGGUGCAGGAGAGACCUCUUCACUGGACCAGGAUAAGGUGCAGGAGAGACCUCUUCACUGGACCGGGAUAAGGUGCAGGAGAGACCUCUUGACUGGACCGGGAUAAGGUGCAGGAGAGACCUCUUCACUGGGCCAGGAUAAGGUGCAGGAGAGACCUCUUCACUGGACCAGGAUAAGGUGCAGGAGAGACCUCUUCACUGGACCAGGAUAAGGUGCAGGAGAGACCUCUUCACUGGACCAGGAUAAGGUGCAGGAGAGACCUCUUCACUGGGCCAGGAUAAGGUGCAGGAGAGACCUCUUCACUGGACCAGGAUAAGGUGCAGGAGAGACCUCUUCACUGGACCAGGAUAAGGUGCAGGAGAGACCUCUUGACUGGACCAGGAUAAGGUGCAGGAGAGACCUCUUCACUGGGCCAGGAUAAGGUGCAGGAGAGACCUCUUCACUGGACCAGGAUAAGGUGCAGGAGAGACCUCUUCACUGGACCGGGAUAAGGUGCAGGAGAGACCUCUUCACUGGACCGGGAUAAGGUACAGGAGAGACCUCUUCACUGGGCCAGGAUAAGGUGCAGGAGAGACCUCUUCACUGGACCAGGAUAAGGUGCAGGAGAGACCUCUUCACUGGACCAGGAUAAGGUGCAGGAGAGACCUCUUCACUGGGCCAGGAUAAGGUGCAGGAGAGACCUCUUCACUGGACCGGGAUAAGGUGCAGGAGAGACCUCUUGACUGGACCAGGAUAAACUCUACUUCCUGGUUUGGGUUUUCAGCUCUACAUUUAUGAAGCACCCGUCUGAAAAAUCUGUCCAGUUGACUCACAUAACUUCUGUCAAGAGAUAUAGCACCACAACAACUGCAGAACUUGAUGUUGUGUCCCACACAGACCAGAGGAACAGGGACUUGAGGCCAUGGCAGAGCAGGGGGAAGCCCGGGGGACAGGAGAGGAACCACGAACACCCAACACGCCAUCCCUGAACCACCGGGGGACAGGGGGGACUUUCGGGGAAGGUCAAGAUGUGGAGAAGGGAGAAGUCAUAACCAGAUCCACGAGGGAGAAGAACGGUCGCUUCACCAACCCCUGGCCCACAUGGCACUACCCCUCCUCUGCCUCCCUGCUCCGGUUCUAUCUACUAGAUAAGGACCACAGCAACCUACCCCGCUCCAAAGAGGAGUUAGACCGUGAGCUUCCACUGCUGAAACCGUCCUUCAUCCAGAGUCCUGAGGUGUCAGGAACCGUGGGGUCUGGUCUCAGGGUGACCUGGCUGGGCCACGCAUCAGUCCUGGUAGAGAUGGACGGCCUGGUCAUCCUCACUGACCCCAUCUUCAGCCAGAGGGCGUCUCCCUUCCAGUUCAUGGGGCCCAAGAGGUUCAGGGGCCCGCCGUGUACAGUAGAUCAACUACCCAAGGUGGAUGCUGUGCUCAUCAGCCACACCCACUACGACCACCUGGACGUAGGUUCAGUUAGCAGCCUCAAUAAGCGCUUCGGCGCCGAGCUGCGUUGGUUUGUCCCUCUGGGGCUCCAGGGUUGGAUGCAGAGCUGUGGCUGUAAGAACGUGAUAGAGUUGGACUGGUGGGAGGAGAGCUGUGUCCCUGUCCCCAGCCCUGUCCCUGUCCCCAGCCCUGUCCCUGUCCCCAGCCCUGUCCCUGUCCCCAGCCCUGUCUCCAGCCCUGUCCCUGUCCCCAGCCCUGUCCCUGUCCCCAGUGGUGUCAGCCAGGAUAAGGUGAUGUUCGUAUUCACCCCAGCCCAGCACUGGUGCAAGCGCACCCCAACAGACGAUAACAGGGUGCUGUGGGGGAGCUGGUCUGUCCUGGGGCCCUGCAACCGCUUCUUCUUUGCUGGAGACACCGGCUACUGCUCGUCCUUCCAGGAGAUUGGGAGGCGCUUUGGUCCGUUCGACCUGGCGGCCAUACCCAUCGGCGCGUACCUGCCCAGAGAUGUAAUGAAGUCACUGCAUGUGGACCCAGAGGAGGCUGUGGAGAUUCAUAAGGACGUUAAGGCCAAACACUCCCUGGCUAUUCACUGGGGGACCUUCGCAUUAGCUCAUGAGUUUUACUUAGAGCCUCCAGUGAGACUCAGGGAGGCCAUGGAGAAGAAUGGGUUGAAUGUGGAGCACUUCUUUGUCCUGAACCAUGGAGAAUCCAGAGUGAUGGGGGGAGAAAGAGAAGGAGGGGGCGUUUGACUGAUCAGAUGGGCUACAUUGCCAGAAGCUGCAAUAUGAAAGAGUUUGGACUUCUGACAAAGAGAUCUAAGCUUGGCAUUAUAGUAGUAAUAGUUUGCCUGAUAAAGGGGCACUGAUGUACAUAUUUGCAACUUUAAAAUAAAUAUAUGUUUUUAAUGCCAAGUGAUAUUGAUUG
Molecule: messenger RNA, 3276 nt
Organism: Oncorhynchus mykiss (rainbow trout)
Lineage: Eukaryota; Metazoa; Chordata; Actinopteri; Salmoniformes; Salmonidae
Source: RefSeq, a predicted model, not a curated record